This is a messenger RNA of Serendipita indica DSM 11827, 879 nucleotides long. The record is from the annotation of a GenBank genome assembly. NCBI's taxonomy places the organism in Eukaryota, Fungi, Basidiomycota, Agaricomycetes, Sebacinales, Serendipitaceae.
AUGGGCCUUCUCUACCUUCUCAGCUACGUAGCGGCUGUCGUGGCUGUUGUAUACGUGGUCUUAAGUCUUGCCAGUGGACUGUUGUGGAUCGCCGAACUCAUCGAGGAGCAUUCACGGCUGGCCAAGACGGUGGGCCAACGAGCAAUUUGGGUCAUUGUUAUCAUCCAUUUGCUCCUAUACUUUGAUGGUCUUCCUCCAACACAUAUCGCAUUCUCCAUAUUCUGCCAUUUCGUCUACUCUCGAAACAUAACACCCCGCUGGCCUUUGAUAUCUCUCACGUCACCCUCUUUCAUCCUCUCCUGCAUCUUCGUAUUUGUGGAUCACGCUCUGUUCUUCAAUUACUUCUCCCAGCAAAAGAAACUAGCUAGGCAAAGGGGCAGAGCACCUCUGUAUUACCGAGAUGCUCCAAUCUUUGCGAAUGGCCGAGAGUACAGUUUCGGAGAAAUUGCAACAUUCUUUGCCAUUUGCGUCUGGGCUAUACCUCUCUUCCUGUUUCUGGGCCUCAGCGCCAAUGAAAAUACGCUCCCGAUACAACAAACCACGGAUAUGAGUGGGUCCUCGACUGCGGGUCGUGGAGAGGCUCGCACCCGGGCAUCCCUUUUACGGAGGAUAUUAGAUCCACUCUUGUCACUACUUCCGAACAUACAAAAUAAAAGGCAAGAAGGUAUUAUUGCUCCGGCCUCUCCAAUUGCUCCUGCAUCAUAUCCAACGUCGCCUGGUGGCAUGUACGGAACACCUCCGUCUCCAGGGAUAAAUGGAACCUGGGUUACUAUUCAUGGCCAGAGUUAUGUUACUGGCCCUGCUAUUUCUUCUCCUCCGCCUCCGCGGGUGCGAAGAACAGUAGUACGAGAUAGCUCAAGAACGGGAAAGGAGGACUAA